UAGGACAUCAGAUAGCGAGUGACAGCAAGGCACAUGCGGCCUGGACUUUGGGAUUAUUAGCGUCAGCUUUGCUAUAAAAGCUGCGGCGGCGCAUCGGUUGAGCAGAAGCACUGCAGAGUUUAACUGGCAGAUACUCUCACAGAUCCAACAACCAUGAAGGUCCUCGCUGUCUUGGUUCUGGCCGUUUUCACCGGCUGCAACGCCAACUUCUUCCACGCUGAUGCACCCAAGCCCCAGCUGGAGGUGCUGACUGACGCCUUCUGGCAGUACGUCGCCAAGGCCACCCAGACGGCCGACGACACCGUCCAGAUGAUCAAGAAGUCUCCGUUGGGACAUGAAUUUAGCGCCCGGCUUACUGAUGGCACCGACAUGGCCAACCAGUAUGCCGUCACCCUGCACGAGCAGCUCCCCCCUGCGGCCAAGGAGCUGAUUGCCAAGGUGAGCGCCGAGGCCGAUAUGCUGAAGGAGCGCGUGACCCUGGAGCUGAACACCGUCCGUGAAAGGAUAGAGCCCUACACCAACACCAUGAAGGUCCAGAUCCAAGAAAGAAUGGACCAGAUCCAGUUGGAGCUGAAUCAGCUUCUCGCCAUGGAUUCCGAGACCCUGAGGAGCGAAAUCGUGAGGAGGAGCGAGGAGAUCAAGGCCAAUCUGGAUCAGACCGUGUCUGAUCUGCAGGCUCAGCUGGGGCCCCACACCGACGAGUUGAUGCAGAAGGUGGACCAGCACCUGAAGACCUUCAAGGACAACGUGUCCCCAAUGGCUGAGAAGAUCCAGGCCGAGGUGACCCAGAGAGCCCAGCAGAUGAGAGACCUGGCCUCCCCUUACAUCGGAGAGAUGAGGGAGACCCUGGACCCCUAUGCCCAGGACCUCCAGGCUCGUCUGACUGCCCUCUACGACUCCUUUGUCAACGCCAACUAAGUCUACUGCUUCGUUAACAACAACAAACUGAAGUCAAAGUUCUCUCAAGAGGCCGUCAAGUUUGUCAACCAAGGGGCAACGCAAGCUCAUCAGUAUCUCCAAAAGUUCAUGGUUUACAGAAGUACUCAGUGUUGGUCUGUUCCAAGCAGGCUUCCAUCUCAAUCAAAAUAAAGCCCUUAAAACUAACAAACAA
Syngnathus typhle (broad-nosed pipefish) is the source of this 1111-nucleotide messenger RNA. RefSeq names its product apolipoprotein A-IV b, tandem duplicate 2 (gene apoa4b.2). The transcript has 4 exons. The coding region runs from base 154 to 918 and encodes 254 amino acids. Lineage: Eukaryota; Metazoa; Chordata; Actinopteri; Syngnathiformes; Syngnathidae. The record is from RefSeq and is a predicted model, not a curated record. Gene Ontology annotation, cellular component: chylomicron; high-density lipoprotein particle; blood microparticle. Gene Ontology annotation, molecular function: cholesterol binding; phospholipid binding; phosphatidylcholine-sterol O-acyltransferase activator activity. Gene Ontology annotation, biological process: cholesterol biosynthetic process; lipoprotein metabolic process; triglyceride homeostasis.